AUGAGCGAGUCUGUGAAGGUGGCUGUGAGAUGUCGCCCAAUGAACGCUCGGGAGCUCCAGCAGGGAUGCAGGAACGUGGUAACGAUCGAUUCUGCGUCAAAAUGCUGCACCCUCGAGUGUCCAGCAGCCGCAGGCCCCGGAAACGGCAAGGUGUACCAAUUCGACGCCGCCUUCGGUCCGGAAGCAACUACAGAAUUUGUCUACGAAAACGUUGGUUCGGUCAUCGUGGAAGCUGUACUGGACGGCUACAAUGGCACCGUGUUUGCAUACGGACAAACAGGCUGCGGGAAAUCGCACACAAUGCGUGGAUUCAUCGAACGUACUUUGGACCACAUCUUCGAGGCCACGUCGACGGCCAGCGCGGAAAUGAGAUACUUGGCCCUGCUCAGUUACCUGGAAAUUUACAACGAACGAUUAAGGGAUCUAUUGCAAGACGGUGGGAGCGAUCUGUUGACCUUGAAAGAGGAUCCGAAUCGCGGGACUUACGUGGCUGGAGGUUUGAGAGAGGUGACGGUGAAAGAUGCGGCGGAAUGCGCACGACUGGUCGAACAAGGUGAUCGAAGAAGAGCCGCUGCAGCUACGAAAAUGAACGCAGCUAGUUCCAGGAGUCACGCUGUGUUGACGUUGUCCUUGGAAACGCUGGCCAUUAACGAAGAGAGCAGUAAGACUGAGAAUCCGGUAAAGAGAGGAAGGCUUCACCUGGUGGAUCUUGCCGGGUCCGAGAGGCAAGCGAGGACUGGUGCUACCGGAGAUAGACUGAAAGAGGCAGCUAGCAUCAAUUUAAGCCUUUCGGCGCUGGGAAACGUGAUCAGUGCGUUGGCUGCUGGUCAUGGCAGACACGUGCCGUAUAGAGACAGCAAGCUAACCAGGCUACUAAGAGACAGCCUCGGUGGAAACGCGAGAACUCUGAUGAUAGCUUGUAUAAGUGGCAGCGACGUGGACGCCGAAGAAACUCUGAGUACCUUGCGAUACGCAGCCAGAGCUCGAUGCAUCAAGAACAAACCUGUCGUCAACGAGGAUCCGAAAGAUGCUUUACUGAGGCAAUAUCAAUUAGAACUGCAACGUCUAAGGAAGUUGAUCGAGUCGAACGAUCAGUCGCUCGUAAAAGAGAUAGCCGCGAAGGCAGAAGUCGAAGACGAAGAGGGUAUCGAGCAACGAGAAUACAGCGAACAUGUGAAAAGAUUGAAGGAGGAGUGCGAACACUCCAAUCUGUCUGCUCAGAAGCUUCGAGAGGAAUUGCAGGCUAUGAAGAUUCGCUACGAAGCUGGUACUAUUGGCGAUACGAGGCCCAAGCCUGUUUCUCAGCAGCCGAUGGACGAACAGGACGUGGAACGGGAGGAAAGGCGAAGAAAGAAGCGAGAGGCGGCCAUGCAAGAGGUAUUGAAGAGACUGGAGAAGCUAACUAUCGGAGGGGAGGAGCAAGGAAAUGCCGAAUUGAGGAGACGACGAGAAAAAAGAAGAAAGAGGCUGGAGGCUCUCGCUUCGGCUCUGGAGACUAGCGCUCAGGAAGGAAACGGAAGCGUGUUCCAGGUGUAUGGUCAACUCCGAUCGACGGAAGAUGCGCUAAAACGAAUGGCGAAACGAGCGAAGCAACUCGAAGCGGAAGCAGCCGAUCUCCAAGCUUGCUGGGACGCGGAGCGACGCGAUCUUUUGCGCAGAGAACUGCUUACCUCGCAAAUAUGCGACGCGAUGGUUCCUCAUCUUCGACCGGGAUGUCCGUUUCGCGAUGUCGCUGCCGUCAGAUCCACGGCCACUUGGAGCGACGAGCUGGGUCGUUGGAGAUUACCGGACGCGACGCCACAUAUUUCCCUUCCUCCAGCGUCGUUGGUGCCUAAAGACAAUAUACAGUACAACGUAGUGCCUUCCAAACCGGAUCUUAAUAAUAAUAGCAAUAACGAGGAUAACGCGGACGAGAUGGACGUGGAAGCUGAGAACGAGGAGAGCAGCGAACAGGAACAAGCGAAGAAACUCGAUAUCGUUGACACGUACUUCCGACGAAAUCGGAUCGACAAGCUCCUAGCUCACGCGAGAGAAGCAAAAACUUUUGAACCGGGCAGCCGACUCAGCAGAUCAGUUGGUUCCGAGGAAAGCGUUCCUUUUGGAGGCAAUCGUCUUCAACUGAACGCCUUAAAUCUGCAAAGUAGCGCGCCAGUGAUCGGCGACUUGGAUGGUUACAGGCCAACGCAACGUCUACCGACCGGACGAACGAGCCGACCAGGUUGCACGUUGGAAGAAAAUUCGAUAAAUAACAAAAGUUGUCUCGUUAAUCAAGCGAUAAAGCGGAAUCCUCCUCGAAUCUUGGAGGCGUUGCCCUCGCAGCGCAAUCUCCAAGGUACGAACCUUGGUGCCUUCAAGUUUGGAAAUAAAGCCACGUCGGACAGAAUAUCCGAUAAACUAUCGUCGGCAUUCGUUCGCGACCAAGCGGAUGACGAUCGUUCGACGCUGGUCGAACACGCUCGUUCCCCCACGUAUUGAGAUCGAAGGUACAAAGCCACCGCGACAGUUGGCAACUGCGGACUAGGACGACAUCGGUGGAAGACGCGGAUGAGGAAGUAGCGUUUGCAGCGUGUAUCCUACGAACAGCGAUAACAAGAAAUGCCCUUGUGCAACCGGUUUCCAUACCUAUUUGGUCGGGGAUGACGGAGGCCACGCGUGGACUUUACCUUUCGUUGUGGGAAGA
Bombus impatiens (common eastern bumble bee) is the source of this 2680-nucleotide messenger RNA. Its product is annotated as osmotic avoidance abnormal protein 3-like. Gene Ontology annotation, biological process: microtubule-based movement. The record is from RefSeq and is a predicted model, not a curated record. Lineage: Eukaryota; Metazoa; Arthropoda; Insecta; Hymenoptera; Apidae. The transcript has 6 exons. Bases 1 to 2475 code for a protein of 824 amino acids. Gene Ontology annotation, molecular function: ATP binding; microtubule binding; microtubule motor activity.